This is a messenger RNA of Emericellopsis cladophorae, 666 nucleotides long. Its product is annotated as p24 family protein delta-1. The coding region runs from base 1 to 666 and encodes 221 amino acids. The transcript is spliced from 3 exons. Gene Ontology annotation, cellular component: Golgi apparatus; COPII-coated ER to Golgi transport vesicle; endoplasmic reticulum. NCBI's taxonomy places the organism in Eukaryota, Fungi, Ascomycota, Sordariomycetes, Hypocreales, Bionectriaceae. The record is from RefSeq and is a predicted model, not a curated record. Gene Ontology annotation, biological process: Golgi organization; endoplasmic reticulum to Golgi vesicle-mediated transport; intracellular protein transport.
AUGAUGGCGUUCCCCCAAUCGUUCCUGCAGCUCGCCUGCAGCCUGCUGCUCCUCCUCGGCGUCGCGCAGGCCCUCAAGUUCGACAUCGCCGCGCACACGGGCAAGGAGAACAUGAAGAAGGAGAGGUGCAUCCGCAACUUUGUCGCCAAGGACACGCUGGUCGUCGUCACGGCCACGGUUGGCGGGACAAAGGGCGACGGCAUGAUGGUCAACAUUCACAUUCGUGAUAUGGAAGGAAAUGAGUACGGCCGACCGAGGGACGUUGCGGGCGAAUCGAGGACUGUCUUCACAUCGCACUCGGAUGCCGCGUUCGACGUGUGCUUCGAGAACAUCUUCACCAGCUCCAAGCGUCCGAGCCCCAACACCCGCUCCAUCGAACUCGACAUUGACAUUGGCGCCGACGCCAAGGACUGGUCCGCCAUCCAGGCCACCGAGAAGCUCAAGCCCGUCGAGGCCGAGCUGCGCCGCAUCGAGGAGCUGACCACCGAGGUCGUACGCGAGAUGGACUACCUGCGCUCCCGCGAGCAGAAGCUGCGCGACACGAAUGAAAGCACAAACAACCGCGUCAAGUGGUUCGGUUUUGGCACAACCUGGCUGCUGGUCAUCUUAUGGGCGUGGCAGAUUGCGUAUCUGCGCAGCUACUUCCGCUCCAAGCACUUGAUCUAG